AUGGGUGCGAGGCGCGAUGUGCAAACUUUUCUGGCUCUAUCCACAUUUCUAUUCGUUGCAACAUGUGAGCCAAUGGAUCAGCAAGAUAUGCAAGUCAUUGACAUGCUAACCCUGGACUCCAAGACCAGUGUGUCUGCGGUGGAGAAGGUGACAGGUGCCAUGAGUGUGCUCAGUGACAUCUACAUCGUGUCCACAUUCCGCCUGCCUCCCAAGAUGGGAGGGGUGCUGCUGGGCAUCUACAGCAAAGAGGAGAACAAGAAGUAUCUGGAGCUGGCCAUCAUGGGAAAGAUCAACAAAGCUUUGGUGCGUUACGUGAGGGAGGAUGGCAGAAUUCACACAGUGAACCUCCAGAGCACAAACCUGGCUGAUGGUCGCACACACUCCAUUAUUCUCCGGAUCGGAGGCCUGCGCAGAGACAACCUACACCUGGAGCUCUACGUCAAUUGUCGAUUGGCUGACUCCAGCCAGGGCCUCCCUCCAUUGGUACCUCUCCCCGCGGAGAAGGUGGAGAUUCGUAAUGGCUUCAAGGCCUACGCAAGGCUACAGGGUGCUGUGGAGUCCCUCAAAAUGGCGCUAGGGGGCAGUGUGGCCAAAGCAGGUACCCUGACAGACUGUCCAUUCCAGGGGGAUUCAUCAGUCUACAGCACAGUCGGUGCGACUGCAGAAGUGAACUCCAUUCUAGGAGACCACACAAAGGCUCUGAUUGGUCAGCUGAUCAUCUUUAACCAGAUCCUAGGAGAGCUGCGAGAGGACAUCAGAGAGCAGGUGAAGGAGAUGUCCCUGAUUAGGAACACCAUUCUGGAGUGCCAAGUGUGUGGCUUCCACGACCCUCGUUCCCGCUGCUCCCCCAACCCCUGUUUUAAGGGCCUGUCCUGCAUGGAGACCUUUGACUACCCAGGGUACCACUGUGGUCCCUGCCCGGAGGGCCUGACGGGCAACGGAACCCACUGCCAAGACAUUGACGAGUGUUCCAUAGCCCAGCCCUGCUACUCUCCAGGUGCGUGUAUAAACACAGUGAAGGGUUUCAGCUGUGAACUCUGCCCCCCUGGUCUCUGGGGCCCACCCCUCUUUGGGGUCGGACUGGAGUACGCCAACCACCACAAGCAGGAGUGUGCAGACAUCGAUGAGUGUAUUGAAGUUGCCAACGCCUGUGUGCCCCACUCCAUGUGUACCAACACCAUCGGCUCGUUCAGGUGUGGUGGCUGUAAGGUGGGUUACCUGGGGAACCAGACAGUGGGCUGCGUGCCCCGUAGGUCCUGUGCCACACUCAGCUUUAACCCCUGUGAUGCCAACGCCCACUGCAUCAUAGAGCGGAACGGAGAGGUGUCCUGUGCGUGCAACAUUGGCUGGGCCGGUAACGGGAACACUUGUGGCACAGACACAGACAUUGAUGGAUACCCAGACCGCUCUCUGCCCUGUAUGGACAAUGACAAGCACUGUAAACAGGACAACUGUGUUUACACACCCAACUCAGGCCAGGAGGAUGCAGACAACGAUGGCAUCGGAGACCAGUGUGACGAGGACGCAGAUGGGGACGGCAUCAAGAAUGUGGAGGAUAACUGUCGACUAGAACCCAACAAAGAUCAGCAGAACUCAGACACAGACUCUUUUGGUGAUGCCUGUGACAACUGUCCCAAUGUCCCUAACAUUGACCAGAGGGAUACGGACAGCAACGGGCAAGGAGACGCCUGUGACAAUGACAUAGAUGGAGAUGGUAUCCCCAACGUGCUAGACAACUGCCCCAGAGUCCCCAACCCCAUGCAGACAGACAGGGAUGGAGACGGGGUAGGAGACGCCUGCGACAGCUGCCCUGAGAUCAGCAACCCCAUGCAGACGGACAUUGACAAUGACCUGGUGGGGGAUGUGUGUGACACUGACCAGGACACGGAUGGGGACGGUCACCAGGAUUCCAGGGACAACUGCCCUGACCAUCCCAACAGCUCCCAGCUGGACUCGGACAACGAUGGCAUUGGGGAUGACUGUGACGAUGACGAUGACAAUGACGGAUUCCCAGACGUACAAGACAACUGCAGACUUAUCACCAAUCCCAACCAGAAAGAUUCUAACAGUAACGGGGUGGGCGAUGUGUGUGAGAACGACUUUGACAACGAUUCAGUCUGGGAUCUGAUUGAUGUGUGCCCUGAGAGUUCAGAGGUCACACUGACAGACUUCAGAGCCUAUCAGACAGUCAUUCUGGAUCCAGAGGGUGAUGCCCAGAUCGAUCCCAAUUGGGUGGUGCUCAAUCAGGGCAUGGAAAUAGUUCAGACCAUGAACAGUGAUCCUGGUUUAGCUGUGGGCUACACAGCGUUCAACGGGGUGGACUUUGAGGGCACCUUCCACAUCAACACGGUGACGGACGACGACUAUGCAGGCUUCAUCUUCGGCUACCAGGACUCCUCUUCCUUCUACGUGGUGAUGUGGAAACAGACAGAGCAGACCUACUGGCAGUCGACACCCUUCAGGGCCGUGGCCCAACCUGGCCUGCAGCUCAAAGCAGUGAAGUCCCGUACAGGGCCUGGUGAGUACCUGCGUAACGCCCUGUGGCACACAGGGGACACCAACGAGGAGGUGAAGCUGCUGUGGUCGGACCCACGGAACGUUGGCUGGAGAGACAAGACAUCUUACCGCUGGCAGCUCAGCCACAGGCCCCAGGUGGGAUACAUCAGGGUGAAGUUAUAUGAGGGGACGGAGAUUGUGGCUGACUCUGGCGUGGUGAUUGACACUACCAUGAGAGGCGGACGACUGGGGGUCUUCUGUUUCUCCCAAGAGAACAUCAUCUGGUCCAACCUGCGCUACCGCUGCAACGACACUGUUCCAGACGAUUUCAACCCAUAUCGCAAACAGGUUCUGCUGCACAUCAAGGUGUGA
Molecule: messenger RNA, 2868 nt
Organism: Salvelinus namaycush (lake trout)
Lineage: Eukaryota; Metazoa; Chordata; Actinopteri; Salmoniformes; Salmonidae
Product: thrombospondin-3a-like
Exons: 22
Coding region: 1-2868 (955 amino acids)
Biological process (GO): cell adhesion
Cellular component (GO): extracellular region
Molecular function (GO): calcium ion binding; heparin binding
Source: RefSeq, a predicted model, not a curated record